GACCUCCCUACCGACUCAGUCCCCUCCUACAGCGGGUCACAUCGUUGAGCAGCAGCAGCUCGCCGCUUACCUGGAGAAAGCUCUCAGUGUGGGCCCGAGAAAUGUAGUGCUGUUCCUACAGGACAAGAUGAGCAUAGAGGACUUCACCAUGUACGGAGGAGCUUUUGGAAACAAGCAGGACAGCGUUUUCCCCAACCUCGAGGGGGCUCUGAUGUCCUCGUCCUCCCCUCUGGUGUUACCUGCUGUGUCCUGGCCUGCCUCCAAUGCAGUGAUUGGCCAGCUGCAGGACCAACUGGAGACCUCCCCUCUGUACAUGGACCCUGAGACGCUGAGUCAGCUGAGACUCAACGCCUCCUCACCCGCCCUGCUGGUGUUCAGGCUGCCCUACGGCAUCGGGGCUGAUCUGAUGUCUGCAAAAGAGAUUCUCAGUGGAAACGAUGAGAUGAUCGGUCAGGUGCUGAGCACCAUGAAGACCCAGUCGGUCCCAUACACAGCCAUUUACACAGCCCUGCGGCCCUCCAGGGAGGCUGCGACUCUCUCUAUGGAAGCAGGGCUGGGUGGAGGACGUUCUCUCCUGCAGGCCAGAGGCGGGUACAGGGAGAGGGAGAGAGAAAGGGAGAGGCAGCGUAGGAUCAAGGAGAAGGCUGGGGUCUACGCUCCGGUGGAGUUUAAGGAGGGGGAAGAGACCUGCAUCCUCCUGUGGGCCAAAGGCCUGUCAGUCAGCAUCCUUCGGAGUGGUCGCUGGGAAGAACACGACCUGACCCCGUCUACCUUUGGGGAGGGUGUCAGCCCGAAGCUCCACGGCUCAAACUGCGACAAAUCCAAAGCGAGGUUGGUUCUUAAUUAUGAGAAUGUCCUCGGCCACCGCAGCUUCAAACUGAUCUUUGCGAUGAGCCAGCGUCACUACAAGGUUUCUGAUCGCCCCUGGUUCACGCUGGACGCCGUGGAGCUGGAGUACGACGGGACCAAAGCCACGUUUAACGGCAGCAGAAACAUUUAUGCCCCCGCUGAGUACUCGUACCGCUGCGAGUCCGUCACCAGCUUCCGCUGGCCCCUGCUCAUCCCACGCUCAUCGAAAGAUCCAGCCAAUCAGUGGAAGGUCUCGUUUCAGGACUUUCAGGUCCAGGGCUUUAGCGUGACCAACGGUGAAUUCUCGUACGCCAGUGACUGUGCAGGCUUCUUCUCUCCUGGGAUCUGGAUGGGUCUGAUGACCAGUCUUCUCAUGGUCCUCGUGCUCACCUACGGCCUGCACAUGAUCAUGCAGCUCCGCACUAUGGACCGGUUCGAUGACCCCAAGGGCCCGGCGAUCUCUGUGCCCCAAACGGAGUAACUGCAGUCUCCCCUGACUUCACCUUCCAUCUUUCCUCCUCUUUGUCCCUCAAAUGCUUCUCUAACUGCAAUGCUUCCACUCCCACCUUUUACAUUCCGCUCCCUGUUCAUCUGUAGUUGGGCAUUAUUCACUAAUAAGUGACGUUGUCAGAAUAAGGGUUUUAGUCAUUACUGCAUAUGUGUCUGUUUAUAAAAUGUGCAUCCUUUCAGGUAGCCCCAGUUUGUGUCUCGUUGGAGUCACAGUGUAAAGCCUCCGUUACCCAGAAGGUGGUUUAACAACACCGACACCAUGUCCUAACUGCAUGUGAGCGUCUGACCAUGGCAGCCAGUUAGGACAUUUUAAUAUAAAACAGCUGUUCUGAAGCUUCUUCUAACCUCAAAUAUUUGUCUGCUGCAACUUUGUAACUCAAACAGAGACAGUAGUAAUGUAUGAACUUCAGCUUUACAGAGAGUUUCAGCUCUGGCCACAACUUCACGGUUUGUGUUCAGUGUAAUCGCUCUCAUAGCGUCAUUGUCACCAUGCACUAACCUAACUGACCGCAGACACACAGGUAGAGACUAGCUGGUGAACAUUUAGCAGCUAAAGAGACAAAUUUAAGACUGACAGAGUUUAAAAAAAGAGUGUGCAGGUUUCAUUUUAACCAAUUUUAUUCCAUCACACAAAAUAAUGUGUGAAUAUUUUCCUUGUACAAAAAGGGUGAGAACACAUUAACCAUCUUUUAUUUGGCAACAGACUGAAUAUAUUUAGUCUUUGAGGAUUCUGGAAAUGCCUUGAGAACAACCGUAUGCGUCAUUAAACCUCCGUACAGCCUUUCUCACUCGAGGCACAGACUGGGGCUGUUUUCAGGCUGCCGUCAUUAAAUGUCCCCCACCAGAAGGGACACAGUUGUACAGACAGGGACAAAAAUAAUGUAUGAAAAAUGAACUAUGAAAUGCUAUUUAUUGGAGAAACUAAUUUGUGUACGUGUGUGUUUACGGUUGUGUUUGUGUCUGUGAGUAGACAAAAGGGAUGGCACUCUGUAUGGAUGAAACAUAAAUCAUAUCCACCACAUUACUGCCGACUCAAAGGGACGUUCUGAUGAACAAUGAAAGGACCACAGAUAUACAGUUAAAAGGUCUUAUCAAACAUGAGCUUAAGUAACUUUUCCUUUUUGAACAAUGUUGUUUUUUCUGUCAUUAACAUGAACACUAUUUAUUCCUCCUCUGGUGUGCACUGAAAUGUGAAAUUAUUGUUUUUCUGUUUAAAUUAUUUAGUUUUUUGAUGAUUUGUAGUGAGUAUCAAUGAUGUGAGGUCCUGAUUAUGGUCCUGUGUCGUGCUGCUGAUGUGACCCCAAUAAAACAUCUGUGAAAAUUGA
Morone saxatilis (striped sea-bass) is the source of this 2684-nucleotide messenger RNA. It is a transcript of the gene atp6ap1a, whose product is annotated as ATPase H+ transporting accessory protein 1a. Lineage: Eukaryota; Metazoa; Chordata; Actinopteri; Moronidae. The record is from RefSeq and is a predicted model, not a curated record. Gene Ontology annotation, cellular component: proton-transporting V-type ATPase complex.